AUGGCCGCCCGCCGCAACCCCGCCCAGGAGGCCAGCUCUCCCGCCCAACCAGCGCCAGCGCAACAACAACCGCAAUUCAGACAGGCCAGGGAGGUCAUACAGCUCCAAGACCUGCCUGGCUACCCUCAACAAGUCCUCACGAAACUCAUCGCAUACGCCGUCGCCGUCGUGGUCCUCCCCAUCUCCGCGUACUUCUAUAGCGUAAACAACCUUUUCGAUGGAGACACGACGUAUGCAGGCGCCAUGGCGGCGAUCACGGCGAAUCUCGUGCUGUUUUCGUAUAUUGUUCUCGCGUUGAGGGAGGACAAGGGGGAUCGGCAGAAGCUACAGCAAGCGGAGGAGGAGAAGAAGAAGAAGUGA
Messenger RNA from Uncinocarpus reesii 1704, 360 nucleotides. RefSeq lists its product as uncharacterized. The transcript has 2 exons. The coding region runs from base 1 to 360 and encodes 119 amino acids. Gene Ontology annotation, biological process: vacuolar proton-transporting V-type ATPase complex assembly. The record is from RefSeq and is a predicted model, not a curated record. NCBI's taxonomy places the organism in Eukaryota, Fungi, Ascomycota, Eurotiomycetes, Onygenales, Onygenaceae. Gene Ontology annotation, cellular component: endoplasmic reticulum membrane.